Colossoma macropomum (tambaqui) is the source of this 1690-nucleotide messenger RNA. It is a transcript of the gene tspan36, whose product is annotated as tetraspanin 36. The transcript has 7 exons. Gene Ontology annotation, cellular component: membrane. The record is from RefSeq and is a predicted model, not a curated record. Bases 103 to 831 code for a protein of 242 amino acids. NCBI's taxonomy places the organism in Eukaryota, Metazoa, Chordata, Actinopteri, Characiformes, Serrasalmidae. Gene Ontology annotation, biological process: regulation of vascular endothelial growth factor signaling pathway; protein maturation; protein localization to plasma membrane.
CGCGCCCCGCGCCGUGUUUUACUGUAAAGUGAACGGAGCCGCACGCGCUGCUCAGAGAGAAGAGGAUCUUCAGCAUAACGACUUUGAACAAGCACAACAACCAUGGACUGCGGCAUUAUAACGUCGAAGACCGUUCUUCUGAUCCUCAGCCUAAUAUUCUGGGCUGCAGGAGCGGCUCUUUCCUAUGUCGGCGCUUAUGUCAUACGCAGCUAUAAGAACUUUGACAACUUUUUGGAGGACAAAUACACCCUAAUCCCUGCAGCUAUCAUUAUCGGGGUGGCCGUGGUAAUGUUUAUUAUUGGUAUCGUCGGCUGCUGUGCAACACUGAGGGAGUCAAAAGUUGGCUUAGGCUUUUUUAUGUUUAUCCUUUUACUGAUCUUUGCUGCGGAGGUGACUGCCUUUGUGUUUGGAUUCAUCUACAAGGGAAGGAUAAAAGGAGACUUGGAGAAGUCGAUGAGUGAAGUCUUUCAGAAGUAUGAUGGCAAGAACGCUGAGACCCGGGCAGUGGACUAUUUGCAGUCUCAGCUGCAGUGUUGUGGGGUGAGGAACUACACUGACUGGACCAGCACACCUUGGUUCAGUUCUCAUAACCGCACGGUGCCCCAUUCCUGCUGUAAGGCAAACACCACAUGCACUGGACAGUUUGACCAGUCCGAGCUGCUGAAUGCUCAGGGCUGUGAAACUAAACUAGAGAAGCUGCUUCAGAGUGUGCUGAGUUAUGCCAUGUUGGUCAUCUUGGGUUUUGCCAUCAUAAAGUUUUUCGGAAUGCUCAGCAUUUGUGUGAUCACCUGCCGAAGUGGCAGAAGCGAUUACCAGCCACUGUAUGCGUGAUGGGUGAAGUAAAGAGCUUUCCCAAUUGUUGCCUUACAUACCCUGGGACUCCACACCCUGCAGCUGCACACUGCCUCCUCUCCAUCAAUUGCAAGACUGAUGUCCCUUACAGCCCCAACAGUAGGAGUUCGCCACACUUUCCACGUUCAUCACAUUGUCACUUUUUAAAAAAUGUACUGGGUUUUAAUGUAGUUUUGUUCAGCUGUAUGAAAAAUCAUCCUAAAAUACAAGGAAAUGUAUAAGCAGACUGUAAAGUCAGGGGUGCCCAGUCCUAUCUGCAAAGGGCCAGUUCAGCUGCAGGUUUUCAUUCUAACCAAGCAGGAGCUCACUGACCCUGCUUGUUUUAUCAAGUUGCUUUUUGUGGAUAAGAUUGCGUCCCCCCUGCACUAAAUCGAGCAGUGUUUUAUACUUAGGAAGACAGGAAUGGUCUAAAAUUGCCAACACUUUGUGAGAGAAAAUUGGCAACGAAAUAUCAUCAUGCUUUGCUGAGGUUAUGCGAAUCAUGUCAUGGCAAUACUUCCCACCAUGUCCGUGCUAUUUAAAUACCUGAUUGCAAUAGUCUUUUCCUUAACUUUCCUUGAUGACUGUGUUAUGUAUUCUUUCCCAUCGUUUUAGAUCAAAUCUGCAAGGAGAGGUCUGUGAGUUUUGUGAACUAAUUUCUUGUAUUUCCUGAAAAAUUAUUGAACCAUUUAGGUCCUAAGUUCAUAAGAGUGUAUCAGUUUUAGUGAAUGUGUCUGAUGUAUUUGAAUGUUAGGCUGUCAUAUCUGGUGGUUGGAAUGACUGAUCUGUUGUAAAUGUAUUUAAUUUCUGCUGUAAAAGUCUUAAGCAUCACAGGACAUAAUAAAUGUUUAAAUCCAGU